Messenger RNA from Aspergillus fijiensis CBS 313.89, 1392 nucleotides. RefSeq names its product GTP-binding protein YchF. NCBI's taxonomy places the organism in Eukaryota, Fungi, Ascomycota, Eurotiomycetes, Eurotiales, Aspergillaceae. The record is from RefSeq and is a predicted model, not a curated record. Gene Ontology annotation, molecular function: ATP binding; ATP hydrolysis activity; GTP binding. The transcript is spliced from 5 exons. The coding region runs from base 1 to 1392 and encodes 463 amino acids. Gene Ontology annotation, cellular component: cytoplasm.
AUGCCCCCCAAGAAGGCUGUCGUGCAAGAGAAGGUCCUUCUGGGCCGCCCAGGAAAUAACCUGAAGAGUGGUAUCGUUGGUCUCGCCAACGUCGGCAAGUCCACUCUCUUCCAGGCUAUCACGAAGUCUACGCUGGGUAACCCCGCCAACUUCCCCUAUGCCACCAUCGACCCCGAGGAAGCUCGUGUCAUCGUCCCCGAUGACCGCUUCGACUGGCUGUGCGAGCACUACAAGCCCAAGUCCGUGGUGCCUGCCAACUUGACCGUGUAUGAUAUCGCCGGUCUGACCCGCGGUGCCUCCACUGGUGCUGGUCUCGGUAACUCGUUCUUGUCUCACAUCCGUGCCGUCGAUGCCAUCUUCCAGGUCGUUCGUUGCUUCGACGAUGCUGAGAUCAUCCACGUCGAGGGUGACGUCGACCCCGUUCGUGACUUGAACAUCAUCAGCGAGGAGCUGCGCGUCAAGGAUAUCGAGUUCGUCGAGAAGGCGCUCGAGGCCCUCCAGAAGCAGACCAAGCGUGGUGGUCAGACUCUGGAGAUGAAGAAGCUGCGCGAGGAGGAGGGCACUGUUGCCAAGGUCCUCGAGUGGCUGCGCGAGGGCAAGGAUGUCCGCAAGGGUGAAUGGGGCCCUAAGGAGGUCGAGACUAUCAACCCUCUCAUGUUGUUGACGGCUAAGCCCGUUGUCUACCUGGUCAACCUGAGCGAGAAGGACUACAUCCGCCAGAAGAACAAGUACCUGCCCAAGGUGUUCGAGUGGAUCAAGACCAACUCCCCCGGUGAUCCCCUGAUCCCCAUUUCCGUCUCCUUCGAGGAGCGCCUGACCCGGUUCGAGGACGAUGCCGCCGCCCUCGAGGAGUGCAAGAGCCUGAACACCAAGUCCGCCCUGCCCAAGGUGAUCACCACCAUGCGUCAGUCGUUGAACUUGGCCAGUUUCUUCACCACUGGUACCGACGAAGUCCGUCAAUGGACCAUCCGCAAGGGUAUUAAGGCCCCUGCCGCGGCCGGUGUCAUCCACACCGACUUCGAGAAGACCUUUAUCCAGGCCAUCGUGUACAACUACGCUACCCUGCGUGAGUACGGCGACGAAGGCGCCGUCAAGGCCGCCGGUAAGAUCAUGACCAAGGGCAAGGAUUACGUCGUCGAGGACGGCGACAUCCUGCUGAUCAAGGCCGAAUCCACAGCAUCAGACACCAUGUUCAAGAAAGACAACCGCUCGAAAGUCAAAUCCAGCGUGCAGCGCGCCCUGCGCCAACGCUUCCUGGAGACCUACCCGGGCUUCGAGCCGUACAUCGAGGAGGUCCUGCCCAAGAAAGCCCAGCUGGAUGCCGUGAAGCUGUACGCGACCCCCCCCUUCUUCUUCUCCCAGCCUAGCUACCCCCCCCCGCAAAUCAGCUAA